Molecule: messenger RNA, 3095 nt
Organism: Polypterus senegalus (gray bichir)
Lineage: Eukaryota; Metazoa; Chordata; Cladistia; Polypteriformes; Polypteridae
Gene: ppm1da
Product: protein phosphatase, Mg2+/Mn2+ dependent, 1Da
Exons: 6
Coding region: 427-2232 (601 amino acids)
Biological process (GO): protein dephosphorylation
Cellular component (GO): nucleus; cytosol
Molecular function (GO): mitogen-activated protein kinase binding; protein serine/threonine phosphatase activity; cation binding
Source: RefSeq, a predicted model, not a curated record
UAUCUGUUUUAAAAUAAUACAUGUUUCUUUAAAAGCGAUAUCGUAGCUGUUAGCUUUAUUUAUUAUUGCAAAACGUUGCCAAGAAUAAGACAAUAUAGUCAACGCUCUGUUCUGGCAGAGCUCUCUUAACCUCCCUCCCCUCGCUUAGUGUAGAAAUACUCCGAUUGCACGUUUUGAUCAUCGACGUUUCACACUGACAAGUCAAUUUAGAGCAGCUGGAGGGCGGUGUUGGUAAAGUGAAAGCAGAUCGUCUCGUGACGUCACGUCACUUCGGAGCAUGCCCACAAAACGUUGAACAUAAACAAUAGCGACCAAGUAAGGAAGGACGGCUGUUGGAGUGUUACAAGUUGGCGAAAGCAAGUGUUAUAAUUUGUCUAAAUAAGAACAAAGCCAUCUGGUGUAGCAGUGAAGAGAUCAUAAUCAGCUAUGGAGAACCUCUUCUCGAUGCGAGUGAGCGUUUUUUCCGAUCAAGGAGGCAGAAAGUACAUGGAGGAUUUGACCGAGGUGGUGGUUGAGCCGGAGCCCGAGUUAAGCGAGGACGAAACGAGUUUUUACGGAAUCGGUGAAGUAAAAGAGGUCACUAGGCCAGGGGAAGCAAUCAGACAGACUUGCAAUUUAGCUUCGGAUGCUAGCGUGCUAAACGACCACCGAGACUCCUUGUCUAGCACAAUCGGUACAACGAGACAACGGUCCGUAGCAUUUUUUGCAGUGUUUGAUGGGCACGGGGGCCUGGAGGCAGCUCAGUUUGCUCGCGAUCACCUGUGGAUGUUUAUAAAGAAACAACGUGGCUUUUGGUCGUCGGACACAGAAGAGGUGUGCGCCGCCAUCCGCAAAGGCUUCAUUGCAUGUCACCAUGCCAUGUGGAAGAAGCUUCCGGACUGGCCAAAAACCAUCACAGGGCUUCCCAGUACAUCCGGUACAACUGCCAGUGUGGUGCUUAUCAGGGGAGACCAGAUGUUUGUGGCACAUGUUGGAGACUCUGCUGUCGUUUUGGGAGUGCAGGAUGAUCCAAAGGAAAAUUUCAUUCGUGCCAUUGAAGUGACACAAGAUCAUAAGCCAGAGCUUCCUCGUGAGAGGCAAAGAAUUGAGGAGCUGGGUGGCAGUGUAAUCAAGAAGUCUGGAGUCAAUCGUGUGGUUUGGAAGCGUCCACGCCUAACCCACAAUGGUCCUGUGAGAAGAAGUACAGUCAUUGAUCAGAUCCCUUUUCUUGCUGUCGCAAGGGCCCUAGGGGACCUUUGGAGCUAUGAUUUCUACAGUGGAGAAUUUGUAGUUUCACCUGAGCCAGACACAAGUGUGCAUGUAAUUGACCCGCAAAAACAUCGCUACAUAAUUUUGGGCAGUGAUGGUCUCUGGAAUAUGAUUCCACCCCAAGAAGCAAUCUCUAUGUGCCAGGACCAUGAGAAUGACAUGAUGGGGCAGUUUAGCAUGUCCAGUGCAAGACAGUUGGUCAGUCACUCUUUGCUAAGGUGGAGGCAGCGCAUGCUGCGUGCAGACAACACCAGUGCCAUCGUUAUUGCCAUUUCACCUCCACUUGAAAAAAAUGCAUCAAUCCGUAAAGAAGAGAUGCUGCUGAAUUUGAAUGACAGCUCCUGCCAGAACCUGGGGUCCCGAGCUUCCACCCCACUUAUCAAGAAUACUGAAUCGGAGUCUACAGAUAUAUCCUCAUUAUGUGAUGAUCUGCCUCCACUGGAGAGACGAAAUGCAAUUUGCGGAUUAAGUAUGGAAUCCAAAAUGGAAUUUCUUUCAAAUUGCAAGCUAGACGUAAUAACCAGUGGCUGUAGUCCAUUUUCUGGAAAGUGCAGCCCCUUUAUUUUUAAUCCGAAAACAGGAGCUGUGCCUGAAUCUCCAGAAAGAUGUCUGUCAGUAAGAACCAAAGAAGAAAAUAGCAGCUUCUGUUCCCAACUGACACCAACUACCUCUGUCACCCACGUGGACUCUUAUGCUGUCCGGUUACAUAGCAGUAGCAGCAACUCGGGCUCAGUGAAGUCCUCUUCAGUGCAUCUGCAGCCAAGUUUUAAAAGGACAUUAGAAGAGUCAAAUUCUGUUCCAGCCAGCAAAAGAUUCCGCCGUAGUAUUCCGCGCCCAGCAGAAGGAUCAUCGUUGAGUCUUCCAAGCAGUCUGAAACGCAAGAAUUCUGAUAGGCUGUCUAUGCGUCGUAGCUUAAGAGGACAGAGGCGGCCUCGGAUGCCUGCUUUGUUGCAACAGCACCGAAAAACCAUCUGCGUAUGUUAAGAUGGGAAUUUGAAGAGCUAAUGCAGCAAACAUGGACAUAAACUUAAAAGAGCGUGUGCAGAAAGAGGACAUUAAACAGAAUUAUGCCUUUUUUUGCUGAAUUUUUUCCCACGUUUUUUAAUUUUUUUUUGUAGUUUAGAUGAAUGUUUAUAAAUCUUAUUGUGAUACCUCCAGCACUAAAGCUGGAUGUUUUAUAUCAUGUGAUCUUUUAGAAAAGUACUCCUUUAAUAUUUUUAAUAGUACAAUAUACUGUAUCCUUUUUUUUUUUUCUUACUCUGAAGGCUAACAGCUAACAUCAGCUCAUGUUAAUUUUGGUGUAAAUAGUUCACAAUUCAGUAAUUGUAGAAUUUAUGAAAAUACUAGUUUUAACUAUUCCAUGAAUCAGAGUGUAAUAUAUUUUUAUAACGUCAGCUAAAUCAAUAUUUCCAAAACGGGGAUACAGCUAUUUGUUGCAUUUUAAGUUUUAUUAUGUUUUCAGUAUAGUUAUUUAAAAAAGGUAAAUGUAUUGUAAUAUCUUCUGUAAUGUAUGCAACCCAUUUUCAAAUCAACUGAUUCGUUUGGGAUGGAUACACUGAAUUUCCUCCCCAUUACAAAAGGGUACUGCUAAGUUUUGAUUUCUAAUCAUUUCCAUUAACAGAUCUGUUUGAUGUAUUAGCCAGAAUUUACUAUCAAUGUCUGAGAGUUGGAUGCAGUAAUUUCCAGGGAAAUUCUGCUGUAGUGUUUUAUUGUAGGUGAACCAUCAUGUAAGAUGUAAAAUUGUAAUUUUUUCUAUUUGUCAAACACUAAAAAAAGAACACCACCCAAAUGAGAACUUUGAAAAGAUCAAAAGGUUUGAUGAAAUACAUGUCUUUCAUUUUGUUUAA